Wasmannia auropunctata (little fire ant) is the source of this 508-nucleotide messenger RNA. RefSeq names its product F-box/LRR-repeat protein 4-like. Lineage: Eukaryota; Metazoa; Arthropoda; Insecta; Hymenoptera; Formicidae. Gene Ontology annotation, biological process: SCF-dependent proteasomal ubiquitin-dependent protein catabolic process. Gene Ontology annotation, cellular component: SCF ubiquitin ligase complex. The transcript has 2 exons. The record is from RefSeq and is a predicted model, not a curated record. The annotation marks the transcript as partial.
UUAACACAGGAUCCUCUGCUUUACACAAGUUUGAACUUGAAACCAUAUUGGCAUAUUAUUAAUACAGAGGCAUUGUGUUACUUAGCACCUAGAUGUAAAUAUUUACAACGAUUGGAUCUUUCAUGGUGUAACGGAUUUUCUGUCUCGGAUUUUGAAAACUUUCUUGAUACUUGCGGUAGUCUCUUAACACACUUACGAUUAAAUUGCUGCUCACAUAUCGAUGAUUUCGCCAUACUUAAAAUUUCGAAAAUAUGCAAAAAUUUGAAAGAAUUGGGUCUAUGUAAUUGUUACUUGAUAAACGAUGAGGGAUUCUCAUAUCUCGAAAAUUUGGAGUUUCUCGAGCGUUUAGAUCUGAGCAGAACAUGUAUAAAAACUCGAACUCUUUGCAAGAUACUGCAAAAAAAUCCACGAAUGCGUCACUUACACAUAAGAUACACUUGCGAGGUGGACGUAAACGAAGUUGCAGUGGAAUUGAAAAACUCGUGUCCAGAUUUGGAAAGUAUAGAUU